UUUUCUGGCAUCCAAGCUGCCGCAGAUGCUGCUGGAGGAUCUGGAAGGGGACUUCAGCAGAGCCCUGAUCCCUCUUGCACAAUGUGGCUUCUCCUCACCUUCUACUUCCUGCUGACAUCGGCAGCCUCACAGGACGACAGUGACAAGAUGCUGGAAGAUGAGGAGUGUGCACCCCACUCCCAGCCGUGGCAAGCGGCCCUCUUCCAUCGUGGACGUUUUAACUGUGGUGCUUCCCUCAUCUCCCCGCGCUGGGUGCUGUCUGCAGCCCACUGCCAAACCCGCUCCAUGAGAGUGCGUCUGGGCGAGCACAAUCUGCGCAAGCGCGAUGGCCCCGAGCAACUGCGGGCUGUUUCUCGUGUCAUCGUACAUCCGGGCUACGAAGCGCGCGGCCAUAUCCAUGACGUAAUGUUGCUGCGACUAAUCCGGCCCGCGCUCAUCUCCGAGCAAGUGCGACCAGUGGCGCUGCCCACGCGCUGCUCUCAGCCCGGCGACGCCUGCCUGGUGUCCGGGUGGGGCCUGGUGUCUGGCGGCGGGCCUAGGACCACGGGGAGCUCGGUGCCCCAAGUGAGUCUUCCGGAUACGUUGCAUUGUGCCAACAUCAGCGUGAUCUCGGCCGCAUCUUGCAACAAGGCCUACCCGGGGUGCUUGAUGGACACCAUGGUGUGUGCGGGCGUGGAGGGCGGAGGCACGAACUCCUGUGAGGGUGACUCCGGGGGACCCCUGGUCUGUGGGGGCGUCCUGCAGGGCAUUGUGUCCUGGGGUGACGUUCCCUGCGACACUACCACCAAGCCUGGUGUCUAUACCAAAGUCUGCCGCUACUUGGAAUGGAUCAGGGAAACCAUGGAGAGCAACUGACUGUUCUGGCCUUACCACCGGUGUCCCUGACUGAGCAGAAGCUCCCACGGCUGGCCAGCAGCCCCAUCCUGACCUGGGACAGAAUUAAGCCAUUCCACAAGACCCCAUUUGUCCAAGGCCCAGAUGCUAGCCAAAGACUUGUCCCGUCUGAGGCCAGAGCUGGCGCUCAAGGUCACCUGUUUAACACCAACAUAACAGAGAGUGCUGAUGCAAAUUUUUCUGUGACUUUCUUCUGAGGGUGAAGGGAAAUGGGGGCCAGAGACUGGGUGGGGACCUCAGAGCCACCGAACACUGUUCCUUUUCACCUACCGCCCUAAUCCCUAGGUGAAGAGAAGAGGCUUGAAGGAGGACUCUGUUCAUUCAACACCUAGGAUCAGCUGUGUGAUCUUCAGCAAAAGACCCAACCCCACUCAGCCUCAGUUUCCUCAUCUGUAAAACGGGGAUCGUAUUGCUUACCUCAUAGGGUUGUAAGGAUUGAAUGAGGAAAUUCAUAUGAAGUGAUUCAAAUAAUGCCUGGCACUGGGAAAACACUAUAUAUCUCUGGACCCUGGUGAAAGGACCCACCACAAAAUAAAUUAUCAAGAAUGACUUCA
Molecule: messenger RNA, 1448 nt
Organism: Equus quagga
Lineage: Eukaryota; Metazoa; Chordata; Mammalia; Perissodactyla; Equidae
Gene: KLK15
Product: kallikrein related peptidase 15
Exons: 6
Coding region: 82-855 (257 amino acids)
Biological process (GO): proteolysis
Molecular function (GO): serine-type endopeptidase activity
Source: RefSeq, a predicted model, not a curated record